Alternaria arborescens is the source of this 1089-nucleotide messenger RNA. RefSeq lists its product as hypothetical. Lineage: Eukaryota; Fungi; Ascomycota; Dothideomycetes; Pleosporales; Pleosporaceae. The coding region runs from base 1 to 1089 and encodes 362 amino acids. The transcript has a single exon. The record is from RefSeq and is a predicted model, not a curated record. Gene Ontology annotation, cellular component: U2-type post-spliceosomal complex; U4/U6 x U5 tri-snRNP complex; U5 snRNP. Gene Ontology annotation, biological process: RNA splicing; generation of catalytic spliceosome for second transesterification step.
AUGGACUUCGCAAAGCUGAUGUCCGCUCACAUCAAGAAGGGCAAAGACACAGCCUCGCCUGCCGAGUCAACCGAGAAAAAGUACCUGAAGCGCAGCGAGAUCGAAGCGCAACGGCAAGCUGCAUACGUCGCGGAGCAAGAAGCUGCCGAGAAGGCGCGGCGGGAGCGGCUGGAGAAGAAGCGCAAAGCUGAGGAGGACGAGGGUGAAAGAGAAGCUGAGCGCCGAGAAAAGCGAAAGCGCAUGGCCGAAGAAUCAAGACGCAUAAGAGAAGAAGAGGAAGAGGCAGAGGAAAGGCAGCGGCGAAAGCGACUAGGGCUUCCUGAUCUUCCGUCCAAGAACAAGGAAGGCGAAGGAGAUGGUACACCGGUACCUGAAGAGGAAGACAUCGAAGACGAAGAGCUGGUCGCAAAGCUGAGAGCCCUCGAUGAACCAGCGCGACUGUUCGGCGAGACGCACAAACAACGUCUAAAGCGAUACAAGAAGCGCGUAGGCGCGGACAGCCUCGCAGCCAUCAUGACUGACGGUCCGAUACCCACAACACUACAACUAGUACCCGAGAAGGACAUGAAGGUCAAUCUCCAGGUACCCAAGGACAAGCAAGGCCGUGAGUUCCUCUUCAGGCAACUAGCGAGCUACUUUACCAUGGUGCUGAAAGAAUGGGAUCUCACGCUCCUACGUCGAGAUGCCGAAGUCAAAGAGAGUUAUCAAGGAAAACAAGCCUAUGCUGCUAUGGUGCAAGCACGUGAAAACAUGCGACCCCUAUUCAAGAAGCUAGAAAAGUUCGAUCUUCCAGACAGCAUCGUCGAACCCGUUGUAGAGAUUGUGCACGCUGCACAGGAGCGAAGAUACGUCGACGCGAAUGAUGGAUAUUUACGUCUUAGUAUUGGUAAGGCGGCAUGGCCCAUCGGUGUUACCAUGGUGGGCAUUCACGAGAGAAGUGCGCGAGAAAAGCUGCAUGAAAGCGAUAAGAACGCGGCACAUAUCAUGAGUGACGAGAUGACCAGGAAGUAUUUGCAGAGCAUCAAACGAUGUUUGAGCUUUGCGCAGACCAGAUGGCCGCCAACCGAUCAGUUGCAGCUUAUGGGUUAA